AUGUCAGACAAAAUUGUAUUUAUUGGAGUAUUAGCAUCGUCAAACUCUAUUCAGGAUUUGAAAGCCUUCCGUGGAUAUUUGUGUAUUGAAAAUGGUGUGAUAACAGGAGUAGGUGCUAAUGAAACAUUUGAAGAUCUAAAAGGAAAAGGAAAAUUUGACGAUUUCCAAAUUCAAUAUUUGGAGCCGAAUCAGUUUCUUAUGCCCGGCUUUGUUGACUGCCACACUCAUGCACCUCAAUUCCCCAACAUUGGUCUCGGACUAGAUAGGCCCCUAUUGGAAUGGUUAGACAAGUACACAUUUCCCUUAGAGUCUCGGUACAAAGAUGUAGAGUUUGCAGCUAAAGUAUAUGAUAGAGUUGUACAAAGAUUACUUCAAAAUGGUACAACAACAGCUUGCUAUUUUGGGACUCUCCAUAAGGAAGGUAGUUUGGAAUUAGCAAAGAGUGCCAUAAAACAUAAACAGAGAGCUCUUGUUGGAAAAGUUAGCAUGAAUAUAAAAAACGAUGCUGGAUAUUAUAAUGCCACUCGAAAGGAAUUAAAUGAGACUGAAGAGUUUGUUCAGUGUAUUUUACAUUAUAAGAAUGAAUUAGUGCAACCAGUGGUAACACCCAGAUUUGCUGUUAGUUGUGAUACUGAACUCAUGAGUGGAUUAUCCCAGAUAGCGCGUAAAUAUGACUGUCAUAUACAGAGCCAUAUUUCAGAAAACAGAAAAGAAAUAGAACAUGUGUUGAAAUAUUUUUCAGGUUAUCAAACUUACUCUGAAGUUUAUGAUAGAAGUGGUAUUCUCACAAAGAAGUGUAUUAUGGCGCAUGCAGUAUAUUUAAGUGAAAAGGAGAUGGAGGUAUUCGCGAGGAAGGGCGUCUCUGUCGCACACUGUCCUGCUUCUAACACAAGAUUGAGAUCUGGUUUAUGUCCAGUGAGGAAACUGUUGAACAACAAUGUUGUCGUCGGCCUAGGAACAGAUGUAUCAGGGGGCGAUAGCGCAUCCAUUUUAGACGCGGUGAGACGUACUAUGGAUGUUUCAACACAUCUCGAAUUUCAGGGGAAUCCAGAACACGCGAUUAACUGGAGAGAGGCCUUUUAUUUAGCUACCCUAGGGGGGAGCCACAGCGUUGAAUCUGGAUCGUAA
Messenger RNA from Leptosia nina, 1128 nucleotides. Lineage: Eukaryota; Metazoa; Arthropoda; Insecta; Lepidoptera; Pieridae. The record is from the annotation of a GenBank genome assembly.